CGGGCGCAGGGUCCUGCCCAAUUGGGGCUUGCGGCUGGCGGCGGGACCACUCAAGAAUUGCAAGAAGUCGCUGGCCACGGUGGCGAUGCACACACAGGCAGGGCUGUUUGAGUCACCGUCCUAUGGUGAUUAGCAACUGUCGAGCAUGAUGCCAAAUGGCUUCACCCACAGACAGACCUGUUGUCGUGGGCCUGGGCUCGAGGACGGCCAGCCAGGGACCUGGGAAAGUACUCAAGUAUUUAGCUGGGCGGCGGCCGCCCCUCUCUCCACCUUUGCCCAGCAGCUUUUUGCAUCAUCCCAACCCCACAUCUGCCUGGAAGUCGCCGUCACAAGCUCGACGAGAGAGCGCGAGAGAAGACUCUGACCCCAGACUUUCUCUGUGCGACCUGCAGCUCUACCACGAACCACAACUCGCCCGCCACAACAGCAACGCCCACGAUCCUACGCAGACACAUACACUUUCUCCUUUCAACAACAACCAGCUCACCAACAGUCAUGGCGGUCCGAGCCUCCUUUGAAAACUCCAACGAGGUCGGCGUCUUCUCGACGCUUACAAACUCGUACGCCCUCACAGCUGUUGGCGCCAGCGAAAACUUCUACAGUGUCUUCGAGGCCGAGUUGCAGGAUGUCAUCCCCAUUGUGCGGACAACAAUUGCCGGCACGAGGAUCAUUGGCAGAUUAACGUCAGGAAACCGCAAAGGUCUCCUCGUCCCCACAUCCACAACAGACCAGGAGCUGCAGCACCUGCGGAAUUCGCUACCAGACGAGGUCAAGAUCCAGCGCAUAGAAGAGCGCCUGUCGGCCCUGGGAAACGUCAUUGUCGCCAACGACCACAUUGCCCUCAUCCACCCGGACCUCGAGCGCGAGACCGAGGAGAUCAUUGCCGACGUCCUCGGCGUCGAGGUCUUCCGCCAGACCAUUGCCGACAACGUCCUCGUCGGCACCUACAUGUCCCUCAGCAACCAGGGCGGCCUCGUACAUCCCAAGACGAGCAUCCAGGACCAGGACGAGCUCUCCAGCCUGCUCCAGGUGCCCCUCGUCGCGGGGUCCGUCAACCGCGGCAGCCAGCUCGUCGGCGCCGGCAUGGUCGUCAACGACUGGAUGGCCGUUACCGGCCUCGACACCACCGCCACAGAGCUCAGCGUCAUCGAGUCCGUCUUCAGGCUCGGCGAGGGCCAGGCCCCGGGCAACAUCAACAGCACCAUGAAGGACACCAUGGUAGAAAGCUUCUACUAAACUUGAGCUAGAGAGUGUUGUGGGUGUGUGUCCGCGCCUCAUCACUGCUGUGUGGGGUCAGAUCUUUUUUUUUCCUAUGAUCCGGGGAUAUAGCACACUUGGGAAGGCAGAGGAAUGGGCAAGGGGUGGGAAAGCCCCCCCUCCCUUUUGAUUGAUCUACACGGGAGCGGAAAGGAGAACGUUGGAAGCUAUUAAAAAAAAGAAAAGCUUUAGAAGUUUGCCGCUGCCGAAAUAAGAGAAACCCCCAGCACAAUACCUCCCGUGCUCUAUCCCCGCGGAA
Molecule: messenger RNA, 1516 nt
Organism: Microdochium trichocladiopsis
Lineage: Eukaryota; Fungi; Ascomycota; Sordariomycetes; Xylariales; Microdochiaceae
Product: translation initiation factor 6
Exons: 3
Coding region: 496-1236 (246 amino acids)
Biological process (GO): ribosomal subunit export from nucleus; assembly of large subunit precursor of preribosome; maturation of 5.8S rRNA
Cellular component (GO): preribosome, large subunit precursor; cytosol; nucleolus
Molecular function (GO): ribosomal large subunit binding
Source: RefSeq, a predicted model, not a curated record